AUGGAUACCCUACUCUGUUUACCAUCAAGCUACAUCAUGGUUGGAGAGUUCACAAAGUUUCCAGAUGUGAACUACAUUGAUGGAACUGUGACAUAUGUUGACAUGGUCGAUAUAGAAGAGUUUUCUGUUCAUGAAAUGGAUGCCAUCAUGAAAGGGUUAGGAUACUCGGUUCCCCCAGUUAUCUAUUAUCAUUUUCGGUUGCCCAAAGGAGACAUGCAUUUUGGACUACGUGCCCUAGGAAACGAUGAUGAUGUUCGUAAUCUUGCCCAAUAUGUGAAGGAGCAUAAAGUCAUAAGGAUGUACACUGAACACGGUUUUACAAAAUUGCUUACUUACUUUAUGGCUCCUAAACCUGUUAAAAAGGUCACUAUUGAGCAAUUAGAUGAAAUUGAGGAACAUGAAACCACCACAACUAAUAACCAAGCUAGUGAUAGGAAAAGGAGUUGGACCAAGGACAAAUCUUUGUCAUUAUCCCCUGUUUUACAUAAUGAAGGUGCUUUGUCAAUAUCCCCUGUUUUACAUAAUAAAGGUGCUUUCUCAUUAUCCCCUGAGUAUAAUAGGAAAAGGAGUUGGACCAAGGACAAAUCUUUGUCAUCAUGCAAUAAGAAAUUGGUCAUGGGUGAUGUUAGUGAAGCUAAUGUAGAUGGGGAUAAGGAUCAUGCACCUAAUGAUUUUGAUGAGGCAGCUAAUGAAUUUGAUCUUGGAUUGAACCAACAAAUUUUAGAAUCUAAUUCUGAAUUUGAUAAUGGAUUCAAUGAAGAGAAGGAAGGGGAUGAAGGGGAAGAGGUAGUUAAUGAAGUUAGUGCUAAUGUAGAUAUGAAGAAUUAUGAGAAGGAUGCUAGAGUUGAAGAUGAUGUAGAUAUGGGGGGUUAUCAGAUGGAUGCUGGAGUUGAAGAUGAAGUAGAUAUGGGGGGUUAUCAGAUGGAUACUGGAGUUGAAGAUGAAGUUACUCAUAAUGUAGCUGAGGAUGAAAGAAGUGAUAGGGAGGAUGAUAAUGGUGAAAGAAGUGAUGGGGAGGAUGAUAGUGAUGAAAGAAGUGAUGGGGAGGAGGAUAGUGAUGACAGUGACUUUUGGGUAGAUGAGGAUAACAUAAUUCCUGAAGUAGAGGUAGAUAUGAAGGAUCUUUACAUGAGUGUUGAUCUGGAAGCUGAAUUUAUGGAAAAGAGAGUAACAAAUCCCAUGCAUAAUGAUAGUGGUGAAGACCCUAAAGACCCUGAAGAUUUGGAUGUAAUUGAUAAUGACCGAUGGGAUUCAAUGGAUGAGGGUUCUGAUAUGGAAAGGAAAAGGAGAGUUUUAUUAAAAGAAUUAGGGAAGGAGACAAGGUGCUCUCAAGGGGAGAUACAUAAAGUUACUUUUAGGAUAGGACAAAAAUAUAAAAGUAAAAAGGAGUUAAAGGAAAAAAUACAAUUGCAUGCAUUGGAAACCAGGAGGAAUAUAUUCUUCAAGAAAAACAACAAAACAAGGUUAAGAGCUUUAUGCAAAGGGAUUGUAGCCUUUAAUGAGGGUGAUGUUGGUGAACCUACCCCUUGUCCUUGGGUGAUACAAGGUUCUAGAUCAAAUAAAGAUGGUAGUUGGAUGAUUAAAACAUAUAACCACGAACACAGAUGCUUGCAUACAAGAAAAGUGAGAUCUGCAACUGCAAAGUUCAUUGGGAAGCGAAUAAUGGAUCAGGUUGAAUUAAACCCAACAAUCCCUGUGAAAGCUUUAAAAGAGCAACUGCAAAAGGAAUAUCAAGUGGGUUUCUCUAUACAUCAGAUUUUCAGGGCUAAAUCUAAUGCAAAAAAACAAGUGCAAGGGGAUUACAAAAAACAGUAUGAGGUUCUCAGAGAUUAUAUCUUAGAGCUACAGUCUACCAAUCCAGAUACAACUGUGAAGUUAGAAUUUGAGUCUGAACCCAACUCCAAUGCCACCUCAAGAAGAUUUAAAAGAAUUUAUGUGUGUAUGGGUGGAAUGAAGAAAGGGUUUAGAGCUUGCCUGAGGGAUUUUCUUGGUUUUGAUGGGGCAUUUAUGAAGGGCCCUUUCCCAGGACAGAUAUUGACUGCAGUUGGGGUAGACUCAAACAAUGAAAUAUACCCCCUGGCUUAUGCCAUUGUUGAGUCUGAGAAUACUCAAAGCUGGAAAUGGUUUUGA
Molecule: messenger RNA, 2130 nt
Organism: Lactuca saligna
Lineage: Eukaryota; Viridiplantae; Streptophyta; Magnoliopsida; Asterales; Asteraceae
Source: the annotation of a GenBank genome assembly